AUGUCUGCUCCCCAGCUUCCAGGAUAUUACUACGACCCGGUCAAGAAGAAGUACUUCAAGAUCGAGGCCGGCCAUGACGCACUGCCAGGUGCAAGCAUCACUCAGCAACACGUUAACGCAAAGAACGCCAAAGUGAAGAAAUUGACCAAGGCGGAAAAGUGGAAGAAACGCUGCGAGACUGAAUUGAUCAAGAGGUCCUCCGUAAUGCAAAUGCCCACAAUCACAAUCAACCGUGAGAUAGAUUCUCGCAACUCUACUGCAGCUUAUCAGUCCAAUGUUCAGGCCCUCACCCAGGCCCGAAUGCUGAAAUACAGUUGGCACAUGGACUACUCCACGCAUAUCGGUCAGGGCGCACCAGAAAAUGAUUCUUUCACUGUGAAAUCAGUCAUGCGGGACCCACGUACUGGAAUAUUGGUUGCUGGCCUAUCAUACAAUCAACAAUCCAGCAUAUUAGUCACUUACCCUCGUUUCUCCGAGACGGACGGGAAAUGGGUUUAUCGCCAUCAUGACCAGAAAGAAUUGAUCGAUGCACCAUACGAUCUCUCAUCAUUGACUCUCAGUCCCACCCGCCACCUUCUCUCGACCUUCAAUAGUGGUAGUCCACUAGGCGAUACCUUCAUAUCUAUCACGAAGCUCAUGGACCCAGAUGAAAAUGGCAGCUUCCAAGGAUUCCCAUACCCCUCCUACCGCAAAAAUGAGCGAAGGACCUCAUUCUGGGCCUCAGCGGCUGAGCCCACCCUAACAAACCACGCUCGAUUCGCCAUCGGUACAAGUCGUGGCGUCCAGAUCAUCGACGCAUCCCAAAACACUUGGCAUAUGGAGAAGGUAGCUUUCUCCGAUAGAAACGCACCAGCAGGUAGCACUACAGAGACCAGGUCCUCGGCAAACGCCGUGGACUGGUUGAAUCCAAUCACCAUCGUCGCCGGCAUGCGAAGCAGGGCGGUCGUUGUCUGCGACCUUCGCACCCAAACCAGCAGCUUCAAGCUGCGACACGACCGCCCUGUCUUCGAGGUGAAGAAGGUCGAUGACUAUCGCGUAGUUGCAGCUGGCCCAAACUCGUUGAAAAUGUACGACCUGCGCUGGGCGCCCGACGAGGGGCAGGCCACACGGCCAUACCUGCCCUUCCCACAAUACAUCGGAAUGGACAUCCCUCGCUUCGACCUGAAUAGCGAGCUCGGUCUGCUGGUAGCUCUCAACCAGAGCGAGCAGGUGCAGGAUGAUGUGCUGGACACAUACUCGCUCCGCACCGGACGGCGGGCUGGGGGAGUACUCCCACGGCGGAACUUCCACUCCAGCUCGCCCCUAUCGGUCACCUUCGACAGGGGGUGCGACCUUCCGGAGUGGCGUGGUCCCCGUGCCCCCAGCCUGCUGUUUGGUGCGGAUCUGCGGGUUGAGGAGUGGACCUGCCAACCACUCGCCAACCUCGACUCCAAUCCCCUUCGCCAGCUCACCGACCCAGUCUCCAGAAACGUUAACGCACCACUUAUCUCCCGCGUCAGCACUGGUAUUCCCACUGCUACUCGCCAUACCAUUAUGGCUAGCAGCAGGAACGACUAG
This is a messenger RNA of Penicillium soppii, 1557 nucleotides long. RefSeq lists its product as uncharacterized. NCBI's taxonomy places the organism in Eukaryota, Fungi, Ascomycota, Eurotiomycetes, Eurotiales, Aspergillaceae. Bases 1 to 1557 code for a protein of 518 amino acids. Gene Ontology annotation, molecular function: protein binding. Gene Ontology annotation, cellular component: Cul4-RING E3 ubiquitin ligase complex. The transcript has 11 exons. The record is from RefSeq and is a predicted model, not a curated record.